Acanthoscelides obtectus is the source of this 1407-nucleotide messenger RNA. The record is from the annotation of a GenBank genome assembly. Lineage: Eukaryota; Metazoa; Arthropoda; Insecta; Coleoptera; Chrysomelidae.
UCAAAAGUGACAAACAAUGCCCUACAAUUGAAAUUGAAAAUAUUUACUAAGCGGAAAGCUGAAAAGUGCCAGGCAAUUUCACGGCUGCAGCUGAUAUCCAGCUGAACGUCAAGCGGUGCAUGUAUUCUCUCCAGCUAUAGAGCGUUAACAGUCAUGCGAUGUAAGUACUAAUCUAAUCAAUAUCAGUCUCAUUGACCAUAUCAGAAUAAGAAGAAAUGGGAAACUCAGGAUUAAAACAACAUAUUGAAACUGCUCAAAAGAGUGGGGUGCUCAAAGUCUCACCUGGUAAGCUGAACGAAUUUCCGCCUGGAUUCAAACAGCUGGAAGGAAAUCUGAGAACCUUGGACAUAUCAGACAAUAAGUUUGUUGUCUUACCUAAUGAAAUCAGCAGAUUCAUGCAGUUGAAGCAUUUGAACAUAAGCAAGAACAAACUAGCUAAGAUCCCUGAUUGUAUCGGCGCUUUAACAAAAUUAGAAACUUUCAAUGCUAGCCACAAUAAUCUGACAAGCUUACCGAGAACUAUAUCCAAUCUGAUCAAUUUGAAACAGGUCAACUUGUCUGGCAAUCGUAUCAAAGAGUUUCCCCUAAUGUUUUGCGGUUUGAAACAUCUGGAUGUGCUAGAUCUAAGCCAGAACGAAAUCACUUAUGUCCCGCCUGAAGUGAACGGCUUGAAUGUCACGGAGCUAAUCCUCAAUCAGAAUCAAAUAUCGCAGUUGUCUAGUCAGAUUGCAGAAUGUCCCAGACUGAAAACAUUGAGGAUAGAAGAAAAUUGCCUGCCGUUAUCCGCGAUUUCACCGAAAAUCCUAGCAGAAUCAAAAAUUUCCACACUAGCAAUCGACGGUAACCUUUUCGAACCAAAGGAGUUGGCAGAGCUACCCGGUUAUGAAGCAUACAUGGAAAGAUUUACAGCGGUUAAGAAAAAGCUAUUUUAAUAAAAAUUAUGUAGGAAAUCUUACUCAAGCACAAUACUUUUUUUGUAUAUAGUAGCAAUGUUUUAUAUUUAUUCAGUGAUUUAUUCCAUGUAUUAUAAUUGUUAAUAGAUUUUUAUAUAUUUAGGGCUGUAUCGUCAGUCAUUCCUACAAUUGUGGGAUGCCUCCUUGAUUUUCAUAGUUUUUCCUGUCCUUCAGAAAGGCAAGGAUAUUUCUAGAUUGCUACUGUUUCAUGUCAGUAUCAGCGCUCUCCUGUUGUGUUUUCUAUUGGAAUUGUGGGAAAUUUCAUGCUCAAAAAACAGUUCUUAGAAAUCAAAAGCAUGAACAAUUUGAUGCAAAUAGAUAUUUGUAACAUAACCUCAAAAUAGGGCGCUGACACGGAACCGUAGAAAUCUAUGAAAAUCAAGGAGGCCGUAAAGGCGUCCUACAAUUAUAGGCCUCCUCAAAUAUCUAUUUGCAUCAAAUUGUUCAUGCGUUU